CAAAUGAAAUUACUCUGUGAACAAUCUAACCUCAAAAUCAAAAUACAAACUGAGUUUGUUUUUCAAUUUUGAUUUGAUUUUACAAAUCAAGUUCAUAACAAUUUAACUGCAUUUUCACCUCAUAUUCUCUACCUAAGUCGCUAUCAUGGCUGAAGACGCGGAAAACGUUCCUGUUAUGACUGUGAAGGAACCAUUAGAUCUGAUAAGACUCAGUCUUGAUGAAAGGAUUUAUGUAAAAAUGCGCAACGAAAGAGAAUUACGCGGGAAAUUGCAUGCUUAUGACCAACAUUUGAACAUGGUGUUGGGUGAAGCAGAGGAAACAAUAACCACAGUUGAAAUUGAUGAAGAAACUUAUGAAGAAGUGUACAGGACCACCAAAAGAACUAUUCCCAUGCUCUUUGUAAGGGGUGAUGGUGUUAUUUUAGUUUCUCCACCAGUUAGAGUAGGUUUAUAAAGUAGAAUAAGCUAAAACAUAAAUAAUAAAAAAUCAAACAAAUAUGGUA
Messenger RNA from Plutella xylostella (diamondback moth), 503 nucleotides. RefSeq names its product U6 snRNA-associated Sm-like protein LSm3 (gene LSm3). The record is from RefSeq and is a predicted model, not a curated record. Gene Ontology annotation, molecular function: RNA binding. Lineage: Eukaryota; Metazoa; Arthropoda; Insecta; Lepidoptera; Plutellidae. Gene Ontology annotation, biological process: mRNA splicing, via spliceosome.